Molecule: messenger RNA, 1515 nt
Organism: Branchiostoma belcheri (Belcher's lancelet)
Lineage: Eukaryota; Metazoa; Chordata; Leptocardii; Amphioxiformes; Branchiostomatidae
Product: contactin-5-like
Exons: 10
Coding region: 217-1515 (432 amino acids)
Cellular component (GO): neuron projection
Molecular function (GO): protein binding
Source: RefSeq, a predicted model, not a curated record
GUCGGACAAGUCAUGGCGCAUCGCGUUGCCUGUGAGAUAAUUGCUUCUGGGUGCGGUGUUAGAAGGCCGUCUUGACAAUAGGACUGUUCAAAGAUCAUCUCUCAUUUGAAAGAGGGAGGCUAGUAAGACGGUCCGUACAGCAGUGGCCGUUCUUCACGUCUCGGCGUCUUCAGCAAAGGCUGUGAACACCACAGACACACGUAAAAGGUCACCAACAUGUGGAUAUCAGUGAUUCUGGCGAUAACGUGCACAGGGCUGGGCACGACAGGGGCGCCACUCCACCCAGCUCAAGUCAUCGCUCCAAAGCUUACAAUUGAACCCACAGACGUGGUGAUUAACCCAAGUUCCGGCAUAACCAGCGUGUCGUUCCAAUGUAGGGCGACAGGGGACCCAGUACCACAGUAUCUGUGGUUUAAGGAAUAUGUUGACCUCGAUACGAUGAAUAGACAGCCUCCUUUCCAGACAUCAGGCGGGACCCUGACCAUCCCUGUGCCGACGGCCACGGAUCAGGGAAGGUACUGGUGUCAGGCUUACAACGAGUACGGCAGGGUGGUCAGCAUCGGCGCUAACCUAACAUUCGCCUUUGUUGACAACUUCGAUUCAGGUCCACGGCCGGUCGUUACAACUACUUCCGGAAACGGCACACUUUUGCAGUGUAUGCAACCCAACGCAUACCCCAGUCUUGUAUACCACUGGAUUGAGGCUGGCCAGACCAGUUUCAUUGCGCACACCGUACGAAGGUACGCGUCACAGAAGAAUGGUGACUAUUACUUCGCCAAUGUCAGCCCCGAUGACAACGGGCUGUACCAAUGUGGAGUGAAGAUCAACCUGAACACUGCUUUAACGGAGCCUGCAGCGACAGGGGGUUUCAACGAAUUCAGCCCCGAAACACAGCUUACAGUGAAUGCUGCCACACCUACAAAAGUCCGAGCAGCUUCACUGGCCUCCUGGAGGUCUGAGUCUGUGCAGGUCGGCGAGAGUCUACAGUUUCUCAUCAGGUGUUGUAGGGUUUGGGGGUCCUCGCCACAGCUGCAGGCUGCACUGUUUGACUUUCCCCACCGUAGCAGGUUGCAAUUGUCAGCUGUCCUUGCAACCUUCGCCCUUGCCCGGUUCAGGGCGACCCAAGACCUUCUAGGCAUGUCAGCCCCUGGAGGCAGGGACUCGCUGGGGGCACCAGGCAAAGUGUCGAACCUCAAACUUGUAGAAAAGGGGGACAACUCCGCAACGCUGUCCUGGUCAGAGCCGCCGACGAAAGCAGAGCUUACCGGGUACCAGAUACAGUACUACCCGACAGACAACCCUGAUAACGUGCAGUACAUGGAUGUGCGAGCCAAGACUGUGGACGGCAUAUAUGGCCCGUACAGCGACCCACUUGUCAACGGCAAGAUAGGACCUGUAGACACUGGCCGCGCAACAGGGGGUGGCGGAGUCCCACUGGUCGUGUGGUUACUGCCACUGCUGUUGCUGUUGAUCCCCCUACUGCUACUGUAUGAAACAAAAUAUGUCAUCGGCUGA